Molecule: messenger RNA, 2231 nt
Organism: Megalobrama amblycephala (Wuchang bream)
Lineage: Eukaryota; Metazoa; Chordata; Actinopteri; Cypriniformes; Xenocyprididae
Gene: bri3bp
Product: bri3 binding protein
Exons: 3
Coding region: 178-882 (234 amino acids)
Cellular component (GO): mitochondrion
Source: RefSeq, a predicted model, not a curated record
AACUAUAAGGAAGAAGAAGUAGUCUUUCGCCCCUUCCUCUUUCGCCCUCUCAUCUCUCCGCCGCAUCACCUUCCGGCACACCACAUCACUAUAUUCAGUCUAUUAUAAGCUCUAUCUGACCGCUGCAUCCAGCAUUUUCUCCAUUGAACAUCACCGGUAUUCAGGUCGUCUUUCAGAAUGAAAGGAGCGAAAUUAGCCGUGGUUUUGAGCCUGUUUUUGGCCUUCGUCCUGCUGACUGAGGCUGCGCGAAGCAAGAGAGACUCUAGCAGCCAGAACAGCUUCAGGAGGGCGGCAAGCGGCUUCUACCAAACCCUCAGCAAUAUCUUCGGAGAGGAAAACAUCAGAGCGCUGCACAAGUUCUUCUCAAAAACUACAGAGAGGUUUGUUCAUGGAGUCGAUUCAUUUUUGGACACUUUGUGGAAACUGUGGGUGGAUCUGCUUGAUGUUAUGGGCAUUGACUCCUCUAACCUGACUCACUACUUCAGCCCAUCAUCCGUGUCCAGUUCUCCUGCUCGCGCUCUCCUCCUGGUGGCAGCCUUGCUGGUGGCUUACUGGUUCCUGUCCUUGUUCCUGAGUGGCUUCUUUUACAUCCUUCACGCGGUGUUCGGCCGUUUCUUCUGGCUGGCCCGCGUAGCGCUUUUCGCCCUCUCGUGCCUGUACAUUCUGCAGAAAUUUGAGGGCGACCCAGAGAAGGCGGUGCUGCCGCUGUGCUUCAUCAUGGCUGUGUACUUCAUGACGGGACCGGUGGGAGCGUACUGGCGGAAAGGAGGCGGACCUGGAACUCUGGAGGAGAAGAUCGACCAGCUCGAUACCCAGAUCCGCCUACUCAACAUCCGCUUGAGCAGAGUGAUUGAAAACCUAGAGCGCUCCAGUGACCAAUGAAGUUUUUCCCCCCAGCCUAAGGGUUAGACCUUGGGUUUGUGGGAUGGUAUGAGAAGAAAAAAAGGUUGUUUUUUUUAUUGUUUUUUUUUUUUUGUCCCCUUUUUCUCAGGAUGUCCCAACAUUUUAGUCAGGCAAGAAUUGUAUGUGACAUAUUGUAUGGAAAUUUGAUAAAUUCUCCAGUUGAUAUACCGAAAUGAAUCCAUUAUGUUCACCCUAUUGUCGUAGAAUGUAUUAUCAGUGUCCAUUUCUACUGUAGCCGCCCAUUUUUGAGUAAAUAUCAGGACUUUUUUUGUAUACUGUGGGUCUGUGUGUGUCUGCAAGCCUUGAGUUGAGUGUGUUGUUCCAUUGCAUAGUGUUACGCCUUCUACAUAAGCUUUUUUGGGCAAUUUCUGUAAGUGUGUGUGUUAUUUAUGAAUCAGGAAGGCAAUGCAAUUGAGAGUUGAUUUCGAAACACUCAAAGUGUGAAGAAUAGUCAGUAUCACUGUAUUUUUUUCAUCUCUCCUUUGUCUCUUCUUGAGGUCACCAGAGGUUACUCUGAGUUCAGGACCGAUCGGCACUAUCAGGGAUCGAGAUGUAUGUGGAAAUCGCUUUCAGAAAGCAGCUAGUCAUCAGAUUCAUGAGGAUAUCUGACCAGUGUUCCUGGCAGCAAAAUAACAGUGCUGCAAUCUGCACCAGUAUCUCUGUCCAACUUCAGCUAAGAGAGAGAGAUGUGCUUAAGAUAAGUACGUACAGGGUAAAACCUGGUCAUGCACUUUGUUCUCAGCAUGAGAUCAUUUUUUCAGUUGUAUGUACCAUUUUAAUACACUUCUAGAAAGGGAUUGAUUGAAUAGCGUUUUAAUCCCACUACAUAUUAGUGCUGCUUAGUGAAUCAUUUUUAAGAAAGUGGCCUAUAUGGUUUCGUCCACAGUGGCAUUUUGUCUAGUUGAAAUGCCUGUGCUAACUAAUUGAACCUGUGUCCUAUCUUCUCUGUUGCCUCUCAUUCACUCUCAUUCCUUUCUGCACUUGCAGUGCAUUUAUUCCACUUUUUUUUAUUUGUUUGAUUUGAUUUUUUCAUUCCACUUUUUUGAUUUGUCAUGUUUUUGCGCACUAUGCUAAACCUUUGUAGCUAAAAACAAUUUGCGUGUUUUUUUUAAUAUAAUUUGAACAUUUAAUCUCUGCUUCAUAGCUAAAAAUUACUGUAAUUUAACUUUUUAUACUAAAUUAUUUUUAAGAGAAUUUAUGAAUGGUCAGUGUUAAAGUAUAUUUUCAUUCCAUAAUACACCUUCUUUUUUUCUUUUUUUUUACAAAAUUAGAACUGCUGUUUUUAAAGUAAAUACACUCUGGUUCAAAAGUUUGGAGUCAGUAAUUUU